AUGGCGGAUCAGCUGGCUGCCCCCCAACUCAAGAUGUACAACAAAAACUCUCAGAUCAAGACGCCGAACCUCGACAAGCUGGCCGAGCGGUCAGUCGUCUUCGAUUCGGCAUACUGCAACUCGCCACUGUGCGCCCCUAGCCGUAUGGCCAUGAUAACAGGGCAGCUGCCUUCGAAGAUAGGAGCUUACGACAACGCGUCUCCCAUACCAGAGGAUACGCCGACGUACGCUCACUACCUGCGGAAGCAAGGGUACGAGUGUGUGCUGGGCGGCAAGAUGCACUUCAUCGGCGAACAGCUGCACGGAUACGAAUACCGGCUUACUCCGGACAUCUAUCCGGCAGAUCUUGGGUGGUCGGUGAAUUGGGAUGAGCCGGAGACGCGGUUAGAGUGGUACCACAACAGUGCCUCUAUAUUGCAGGCCGGGCCAUGCAUCAGGAGCAACCAGCUGGACUAUGACGAAGAGGUCAUGUACAAAGCCAAGCAGUUCAUGUACGAUCAUGUUCGCAAGCCAGCUGGAAGCCGACCUUUCUGCUUGACCGUGUCCCUGACCCAUCCGCAUGAUCCGUACACCAUCGAGCAGAAGUACUGGGACAUGUAUGAAGAUGUUGACAUCGACCUGCCGAAGGUCAACAUCCCCAAGGACCAGCAAGAUCCACACAGCAAGCGUCUUUUGAAUGUCUGCGACUUGGAAGACUAUGACUUCACGCCAGACCAGGUGAAGAAGGCUAAGCGGGCCUACUAUGGUGCUGUAAGCUAUGUCGACGAUUGCAUUGGGAAGCUUCUGGAGACGUUACGCCAGUGCGGGCUUGACGACAACACCAUCGUCAUCUUUUCCGGCGAUCACGGCGAUAUGCUAGGCGAACGUGGUCUCUGGUACAAGAUGUCCUACUUCGAGUCUUCCGUUCGUGUGCCCAUGCUCUUCAGCUAUCCAAAGCUAUGGCAUCCUCACCAUGUGCCACAGAAUGUGAGCACGUUGGAUAUCCUCCCGACGCUGGUGGACAUCGUUGGCGGCAGGCUCAUGCCUGGACUGCCGAUGGACGGUGUCUCGAUCGUUCCGCAUCUGAAAGGAAAGGACGUCCACGAUACUGUCUUCGCGGAGUAUAUGGGUGAAGGCACCAUCGCACCAAUGAUGAUGAUUCGGCGCGGUAACUGGAAGUACACUACUUGUCCAGCCGAUCCAGACAUGCUCUUCAACCUGGCCACCGACCCACAGGAGCUUCACAAUCUGGCCACCAGCGACGAUACGCGAACGAAACAGAUCUAUCAGAACUUCGUCGCGGAAGCGAAGGCCAAGUGGGAUAUGCCAGCUAUUACCCAAGAGGUCCUCAAGCGUCAGCGCCAACGACGCUUCUGCCAUUCGGCACUGAAACAAGGUCUGUGGACACCCUGGGAUUACCAGGUGCCGGACAAUAGCCAGGACAAGUACAUCCGCAGCCAUAUGGAACUCGACGAUCUGGAGCGUCGGGCUCGCUUCCCUAUCGUCGACGCGCACGGCAACACUGUACCAGCUUCUGCCUUGCCGAGUAAAGACAGUAUGGCGCCUACCUUCGCUGUGCCACAUCAAGCUGGAGCGCUUGGUCAAUGA
This is a messenger RNA of Baudoinia panamericana UAMH 10762, 1587 nucleotides long. RefSeq lists its product as uncharacterized. Bases 1 to 1587 code for a protein of 528 amino acids. The transcript is spliced from 2 exons. Gene Ontology annotation, molecular function: sulfuric ester hydrolase activity. Lineage: Eukaryota; Fungi; Ascomycota; Dothideomycetes; Mycosphaerellales; Teratosphaeriaceae. The record is from RefSeq and is a predicted model, not a curated record.